AUGGACGAGCUUGAAAAAGUGCGACAGGAGCUUGAGCAAGCCAAGGCGAGUCUUCAAGAAGUCGAGAAACACACUCGAGAGCUAGAGAAGCUCAACCUAGAAGUCGAGAAAGACAAUCGAGAGCUAGAGAAAGACAAUCGAGAGCUAGAGAAACACACUCGAGAGCUUGAGAAAAACACUCGAGAGCUAAAGAAGCGCAAUCUAGAAUUCAAGAAAAACACUCGAGAGCUUGAGCAAGCCAAGGCGAGAGGUCGAGAACUGGAGAGACGCGUCGCAUCCCUGAAACUUGGCGACUUCCUCAAAGAAUGCCACACUCUGGCCCUGGCACUGGUCCCCAUCACUGAGAGGCCUCUCACUACGCAGAGUGAGACAACAACCAAGCCUGCCGGCCGACUGCUGCACCCCUUGCGCAUUGUUCCGUGGAAGAACUUCCCGGCCAUGCAGGCCCAUGUCUGGGACACACUCACGGAACAUACCUCUUUCUUUGACAAGGCCGUGUUCCCAUCUUUAGAAUACCUGGAGCGGCUCAAAUCAACCCUCAAACCAGUCAGCAGUGAGAUGACCUUGCGAACUUUUCAAUGCAAGACUGUUGAGGAUUCCGUUUGCAUGAUCAUGGCUGCCGUCCACAACGACCCCGAAGCGAGGGAGCAUCUCGGCCUCCGGGGAACCAUGUCAUUCAUCGACGAUACGAAUUUUGGCAAUAGCGCCUCCCCCGAGGCGCCGACCGAGCAGCAACCAAAGCGGAUGAAGAACUGCCGGGCGGAUCAGCUCUGCAUCUACCAAUCCUCCUCCGAGGAAAAGGUGCCAACUUUGGCGAUCGAGUAUAAACCACCUCACAAGUUGACUCGAGAUGAGAUCGUCACAGGGUUGGUCGGCGAGAUUCAGCCGGCUCGCGAUGUCAUCAACAAGAGCACCGAAACCUUCACAGAUGCUGCCAAGCGACUCAGCGCUGCUGUCAUAACUCAGCUCUUUGCAUACAUGGUUGACAAGAAGCUGCGGUACGGAUUCGUAUGUCAGGGCGAGGCGUACAUCUUUCUCCACAUAUCUGACGACGACCCUUCUCUGGUUUACUAUUUCGUUUCUGUGCCGAGUCUGGAUGUUCCGCCUGGGAGCGACAAACCUCCAGCCAUUUAUCAAACAGCUGUUGCCCAGGUCUCUGCCUUCAUCAUGCAAGCCAUCAAUUCCCAGGCGCCGAGCCAGCAUUGGUGUGACCAAGCUGCUCGGCUCCCUCAAUGGUGUGUGGAAUACGAGAUGGAGGUGCAUGACAUUCCGUCCACCAUUCGCUCAGAUACAAGCGCAGCCGUGGAAUACACACCACAAUCGUGGUCUGACAUGUCCUUCGUUCUCUCACAAAGCGACACAUUGGGCAACAACCGAGCCACCAUCAACGAACGCCCUUACUGCACCCAUGACUGCCUGAAGGGACUCGCUUUUGGCGGCCCGUUGGAUCCCCAGUGCCCCAACGCUGCAGACCAUGGGCAUGCCCACCUUGGCAUUGAGGAGUUCCUUUACCGCACGCGUGAGCAGUUGGCUAGCGACCGUGGCGAGGACGCUGACUGCACACCACUCCACGUUUCGGGCUCGCGUGGGUCCCUUUUUAAACUGAGGCUAUCUUCCCGUGGCUAUACCCUCGUGGCCAAGGGCGUAGAGGCUGCAGAUAGAGAUCAGCUACUCCACGAGAAUGAGAUAUACAACCAUCUCCAUGACCUUCAGGGUCGGUUUAUCCCGGUCUGCCUCAGUACGAUCGACCUCAUUCUCCCGUACUACUACGACGGCGGCAUUUAUAUUCACUUCAUGCUCAUGAGCUACGGCGGGCGCCCUGUGCUCUAUAGAUUGGAGAGUAUCAAGCCUGCGAUUGCCGAGAACAUCACGACUGCCCUGAGCCGCCUGCAUGAGCACCGAGUUUUGCAUCGCGAUGCUGAGCUCCGCAACGUCCUCUACGAUGACCGUACCGAGAAUUGCAUGAUGGUUGAUCUGAUAAUGUCAGAGGUACACAUGCGGCAGCCUCCAGGCUUUGCGAGGGAGAUGCAGAGCCUGCGUGGCAUUCUAAACCGCCACAUCAAGACCACGGUAUCGGCCUGA
This is a messenger RNA of Fusarium vanettenii 77-13-4, 2082 nucleotides long. RefSeq lists its product as uncharacterized. Bases 1 to 2082 code for a protein of 693 amino acids. Gene Ontology annotation, molecular function: protein kinase activity; ATP binding. The record is from RefSeq and is a predicted model, not a curated record. The transcript has a single exon. NCBI's taxonomy places the organism in Eukaryota, Fungi, Ascomycota, Sordariomycetes, Hypocreales, Nectriaceae. Gene Ontology annotation, biological process: protein phosphorylation.